AUGCGACUACAGCUACACAAGGCGAGUGAGGCCAUCCGCAAGGCCGACGCCGAAGCGUUGGCCUGGCGGCAAGCGCGACGGGAGGUUCUCCAAGGUGGAGACGCAGCAUCAGCAUCCCUGAAGCUGGCUCAGGCCUCGCUCCUGCAGAAACGGGAGCAGCUAAAAGUCUUGCGCCUUGAAGUCCGGCGUGGGCAGCUUUCGCCAGCCAUCCAGGGGCUAAAGCAUGUGAUGGGCGGUGAUAGCUUGCUGCGGGACGUCCUGCAUCGCUGGUGCCACAUUGCGCUAUGGUCGUCAAGGCGACCAUCAGAGAUCGAGCGGAGAGCCAUGGCAGGAGAGCAGGCAGACACCCUUGAAACCACUUCAAGUCCUCUGGCAACACUGGAGCUUGUGCCGCAAAGCUUCACUGCAGAGGGAAGCAUUGAAGUGGCCCUUGUUGCUCGAGUGGAACAGCAAGUGCACAGGACAGACAGCCAGCGGCUUCGUGGGAAAGCCACUUGGUUGGAGAAUCACUUCAAGUUCGAGGCCUUUUCCUGGAAUUCCACCUUGGACUUGGAGGUUCUGUCUUUAGGUUCUGGUGAUCCUGAUACCUUGGGAUGCACUUCAGUGGACUUUCUCUCCCUCACACCUGGCAAGUGGCACGUGCUCAAGGAGCGGGUUUGGGGCAGUACUUGUGGAAGGUUGGAAGUUUGGGCCUUCGUCACAAUGUGUCCUCCAUCGCCUGUACCUGAGGUGGUGAUUGCUGAUACCAUGCCCAAACCAACACAGAGGGAAUUACAGAAGAUGCACUUGCAGGAACUUGUGAGGGAGGAAGCGGCAGUGCCCCAGACUUCAAAAGCGUCGCGCGAAGGAAAAAGUCAAAGGGAAUUGCAGAGGAAAGAGCUUGAGAGCUUGCUGGAGAGCCCGACUCAUGAGAAGCAGAAAGAGGCUAAGAUGAAGUCUCUCGAAGCGAAAAUUGCAGAGAUGCAGGCUGAACUCGAAGCCAUGAAGUCUGCAGGCACCUCUGCGAGACAGAAACGCGAUCAGCCACUGGGAGAAUAUUCGGAACAAAGUUUCCCAUGA
This is a messenger RNA of Cladocopium goreaui, 1059 nucleotides long. The record is from the annotation of a GenBank genome assembly. NCBI's taxonomy places the organism in Eukaryota, Dinophyceae, Suessiales, Symbiodiniaceae.